CCGGGCGCACUGCCUUGGGCUGAGUCUCCCGACGGCGGGCGGUGGGGACCGGGCGCGGCGGCGGCGGCGGCGGCGGCAGCGGCGGGAGAGCAUGGAUUGGGGCACGGAGCUGUGGGAUCAGUUCGACGUGCUGGAGAGGCACACGCAGUGGGGGCUGGACCUGUUGGACAGAUACGUCAAGUUCGUCAAAGAACGGACCGAGGUGGAGCAAACUUACGCCAAACAGCUGCGGAGCCUGGUGAAAAAAUACCUGCCCAAGAGACCCGCCAAGGAUGAUCCUGAGUCCAAGUUCAGCCAGCAGCAGUCCUUCGUGCAGAUUCUCCAAGAAGUGAACGACUUUGCAGGCCAGCGAGAGCUGGUGGCCGAGAAUCUCAGCGUUCGGGUGUGCCUGGAGCUGGCCAAGUUCUCACAGGAGAUGAAACAGGAGAGGAAGAUGCACUUCCAAGAAGGUCGCCGGGCCCAGCAACAGCUGGAAAAUGGCUUCAAACAGCUGGAGAAUAGUAAACGGAAGUUUGAGCGUGAUUGUCGGGAGGCGGAGAAGGCAGCGCAGACUGCUGAGAGACUCGACCAAGAUAUCAACGCCACCAAGGCCGACGUGGAGAAGGCCAAGCAUCAGGCCCACCUUCGGAAUCACAUGGCAGAAGAAAGCAAGAACGAGUAUGCUGCCCAGUUACAGCGCUUCAACCGAGACCAGGCCCACUUCUAUUUUUCCCAGAUGCCCCAGAUAUUUGACAAGCUGCAGGACAUGGACGAACGCAGGACCACCCACCUGGGCACCGGCUAUGGACUCCUGUCGGAGGCUGAGCUGCAGGUGGUGCCCAUCAUUGCCAAGUGCUUGGAGGGCAUGAAGGCGGCGGCGGAAGCAGUGGAUGCCAAGAACGACUCCAAAGUGCUCGUGGAGCUGCAUAAAUCCGGCUUCGCCCGCCCGGGCGAUGUGGAAUUUGAAGAUUUCAGCCAGCCCAUGAACCGCGCCGCCUCGGACAGCAGCCUGGGCGCCCCUUCCGACGGACGCACCCCGGGCCGAAGCCGUGCCAAGCUCUGGCCCUUUAGCAAGAAGAACAAGCCGCGCCCCCCACCCCUCUCCCCCCGGGGGGCCCCCCUGCCCUCGGUGUUACCUAAUGGACCCCCGUCCCCCCGAUCCGGCCUCGACCCCUUGGCCAUACUGAGCGAGAUCAGUAAGUCGGUCAAACCCCGGCUAGCAUCCUUCCGCAGCUUCCGAGGUGGCCGUGGGACUGUGGCAACCGAAGAUUUUAGCCAUUUGCCCCCGGAGCAACAGAGAAAGCGGCUUCAGCAGCAGCUGGAGGAAAGGAACCGCGAGCUACAGAAGGAGGUUGACCAAAGGGAAGCCUUAAAGAAAAUGAAGGAUGUCUAUGAGAAAACGCCCCAGAUGGGGGACCCUGCCAGCCUGGAGCCCCGAAUCGCAGAGACCUUGAGCAACAUUGAGAGGCUCAAGUUGGAAGUGCAGAAGUAUGAGGCGUGGCUGGUGGAAGCAGAGAGCCGGGUCCUGAGCAAUCGGGGAGACACACUGAGCCGCCACCCCCGGCCCCCCGACCCCCCGACCAGCGCUCCCCCUGACAGCAGCAGCAGCGGCAGCAAUAAUAGUGGAUCCCAGAACAACAAGGAGAGUUCUGAAGAACCCCCCUCAGAGGAAGGUCCGGAUGCCCCCAUCUACACAGAGUUCGAUGAGGACUUUGAGGAGGAGCCCACGUCCCCCAUUGGUCACUGCGUGGCUGUCUACCACUUUGAAGGCUCCAGCGAGGGCACGGUCUCCAUGGACGAAGGCGAGGAUCUCAGCUUGAUGGAAGAGGACAAAGGCGACGGCUGGACCCGAGUCCGGCGGAAACAGGGAGGGGAGGGCUACGUUCCCACCUCCUACCUCCGGGUCACGCUUAACUGAACCCAACUCGGGGUGCGAAGGGGAGGGGGCGUCGGCUGCUGCUUCCGGCCCACGGGGCGUCCCAGGACCUACGCACUUUAUUUCGGCCCCCUGCCCGCCGCCCCCACCGUGGCUUCGGCUGAGACCUGUGUAGCCUGCUGCCCCCACCCCCACUCCCCCUCUCGACCCGCUGUGCCUUCAACCACCGAUGUACAUAUUCCUACGUCAUUUUUUUUUCUGAUGCUCGGCCAGGGCUGUUAUGUUUUAUAUAUAAAAGAGAAAAAUGA
Molecule: messenger RNA, 2163 nt
Organism: Sorex araneus (European shrew)
Lineage: Eukaryota; Metazoa; Chordata; Mammalia; Eulipotyphla; Soricidae
Gene: TRIP10
Product: thyroid hormone receptor interactor 10
Exons: 15
Coding region: 92-1897 (601 amino acids)
Biological process (GO): signal transduction
Molecular function (GO): protein binding
Source: RefSeq, a predicted model, not a curated record